GACCUCGAUAGUGUUCGCGACGUUGGUGGCGGUGGUGCUGGUGGUGGUGGACAUCGGCUUUGGGGUCCAGAGCUUUGGGUCUUGCUCUACGGCUCUAAGCUAUCACCCCGCUGCUCCACGCCGUCCUCCUUGGGCGCGUCUCCCGCACUGGCCCUGCCCUGUCGGCGGUAGCACGUCAGUUUGCGGGUGUGCGCAGGCGCGGCGGGGGCUCCUAGUCCCGUUGGGUGGGCGGCUGAGCCCGGGAGCGCGCGAGCGAGACCAUGGCGGGCAGCGGCGCGGGGGGCGGUGGUGUAGGCGAGACGAAGGUGAUUUACCAUCUGGAUGAGGAAGAGACUCCCUACCUGGUGAAGAUUCCUGUCCCGGCAGAGCGCAUCACCCUCGGCGAUUUCAAGAGCGUUUUGCAGCGGCCUGCGGGCGCUAAGUACUUUUUCAAGUCUAUGGAUCAGGAUUUUGGGGUGGUGAAGGAAGAGAUUUCAGACGACAAUGCACGCCUCCCAUGCUUCAAUGGAAGGGUUGUCUCCUGGCUAGUGUCAUCAGAUAACCCCCAGCCUGAGAUGGCUCCCCCAGCCCAUGAGUCUCGGACAGAGCUGGUUCCUCCACCUCCGCCAUUACCUCCUUUGCCUCCAGAAAGGACCAGUGGCAUUGGGGACUCAAGGCCGCCGUCCUUCCACCCUAAUGUAUCCAGCAGCCAUGAAAAUCUAGAGCCUGAGACAGAAACUGAGUCUGUUGUGUCGCUGAGACGAGAACGACCUCGAAGGAGAGACAGCAGUGAGCAUGGCGCAGGUGGCCACAGGCCCAGUGGCACCUCAAGGCUGGAGCGCCAUCUGGCUGGGUACGAGAGUUCCUCCACUCUCAUGACCAGUGAGCUGGAGAGCACCAGCCUAGGAGACUCUGAUGAGGAUGACACCAUGAGCAGAUUCAGCAGCUCCACCGAGCAGAGCAGUGCCUCCCGCCUCCUCAAGCGCCACCGAAGGCGGAGGAAGCAGCGGCCACCACGCAUGGAAAGGACCUCAUCCUUCAGCAGUGUCACCGAUUCCACAAUGUCCCUCAACAUCAUCACAGUCACACUCAACAUGGAGAAGUACAACUUCCUGGGUAUCUCCAUCGUGGGCCAGAGUAAUGAGCGGGGUGACGGAGGCAUCUACAUCGGCUCCAUCAUGAAGGGGGGCGCUGUGGCUGCUGAUGGCCGUAUUGAGCCUGGAGACAUGCUUUUGCAGGUGAAUGACAUGAACUUUGAGAACAUGAGCAAUGAUGACGCCGUGCGGGUGCUGAGGGAUAUUGUGCACAAACCAGGCCCCAUCGUGCUGACCGUGGCCAAGUGUUGGGAUCCCUCUCCCCAGGCUUACUUCACCCUCCCCCGAAAUGAGCCCAUCCAGCCAAUUGAUCCUGCUGCCUGGGUGUCGCACUCCGCUGCACUGACUGGCACCUUCCCUGCUUACCCAGGCUCUUCAUCUAUGAGCACUAUCACAUCCGGCUCCUCCCUGCCUGAUGGCUGUGAAAGCCGGGGUCUCUCCAUCCACAUGGACAUGGCCUCUGUGACCAAGGCUAUGGCAGCCCCAGAGUCUGGGCUAGAAGUCCGGGACCGCAUGUGGCUCAAGAUCACCAUCCCAAAUGCCUUUCUAGGCUCAGAUGUGGUAGACUGGCUGUACCAUCAUGUGGAAGGUUUUCCUGAGCGCCGGGAGGCCAGAAAAUAUGCCAGCGGGCUAUUGAAGGCGGGACUCAUCCGGCAUACUGUCAACAAGAUAACUUUUUCUGAGCAGUGCUAUUAUGUCUUCGGAGACCUCAGUGGUGGCUGUGAGAGUUACCUAGUUAACCUGUCUCUGAAUGACAAUGAUGGCUCCAGCGGGGCUUCAGACCAGGAUACCCUGGCUCCUCUUCCUGGAGCUACCCCCUGGCCCCUGCUGCCUACCUUCUCCUACCAGUAUCCAGCCCCACACCCCUACAGCCCACAGCCCCCACCCUACCACGAGCUUUCAUCUUAUACUUAUGGUGGAGGCAGUGCCAGCAGCCAGCACAGUGAAGGGAGCCGGAGCAGUGGGUCAACGAGAAGUGAUGGGGGGGCCGGGCGCACAGGCAGGCCUGAGGAGCGGGCCCCUGAGUCCAAGUCUGGCAGCGGCAGUGAGUCCGAGCUGUCCAGCCGCGGAGGCAGCCUUCGGCGGGGUGGGGAGCCUGGUGGGACUGGUGAUGGGGGCCCCCCUCCAUCCAGGGGCUCAACAGGCGGUACUCCUAAUCUUCGAGCCCUCCCAGGGCUCCAUCCCUACGGCCCUCCCCCUGGCAUGGCCCUCCCCUAUAAUCCCAUGAUGGUUGUCAUGAUGCCCCCACCCCCUCCCCCUGUCUCUACUGCAGUGCAGCCCCCUGGUGCUCCUCCAGUCAGAGACCUGGGCUCUGUGCCCCCAGAACUGACAGCUAGCCGUCAGAGCUUCCACAUGGCCAUGGGCAAUCCCAGUGAAUUUUUUGUAGAUGUUAUGUAGGGCCCACCUUGAGACCAUGUUGGGUCUGUGCCCUUGGCCUGUCAAAUUUCAGCUUGGUGCUCCUCGUAGUGACUGGGUUCAUCCUGGUGCUUGGUACCUACCACAAGAUUUUUGCCACUGUGACUCUCACCAGCAGUGCCUGGUCCUUCCCCUUCCUCAGGGGUAAUCGGGACCUUUGGUUAUUUGUAGCUUUAUUUUUUUAUAAGCCUUUUUGGGGGUUAAAAUAGACUUUCUUAUAUUUUGGGGAAUAUUUUUUAUAGACAUUUCUUUUAUAUGAAGAAUCCCUUCAUAUGAAAUUUCCUGGGUCCCUUCUAACCCCAGAAUAUGACCACCACCUCCAAUUGCCUAGUUAGCCGUCACCUGGAGGGUGGGUGGUGGUUGGUGGUACCCUGGGAAGAGGAAGUUGGGCUGGGUACCCUAGACAGCAGUCCAGGAAAGCUGGUGGUGCACUUGGGGACUGUGUAGCUGCCUUUGUUACUCUAUUUAUUUUAGUCACUUGUAUAAAACACAAAAUAAAGCAAUAGAGGCCAA
Molecule: messenger RNA, 3002 nt
Organism: Alexandromys fortis (reed vole)
Lineage: Eukaryota; Metazoa; Chordata; Mammalia; Rodentia; Cricetidae
Gene: Dvl2
Product: dishevelled segment polarity protein 2
Exons: 15
Coding region: 261-2471 (736 amino acids)
Biological process (GO): intracellular signal transduction; canonical Wnt signaling pathway
Cellular component (GO): cytosol
Molecular function (GO): frizzled binding
Source: RefSeq, a predicted model, not a curated record